Messenger RNA from Notolabrus celidotus (New Zealand spotty), 1339 nucleotides. RefSeq names its product probable N-acetyltransferase camello. Gene Ontology annotation, biological process: G protein-coupled receptor signaling pathway. Gene Ontology annotation, cellular component: membrane. Bases 59 to 1072 code for a protein of 337 amino acids. The record is from RefSeq and is a predicted model, not a curated record. Lineage: Eukaryota; Metazoa; Chordata; Actinopteri; Labriformes; Labridae. The transcript has 2 exons. Gene Ontology annotation, molecular function: G protein-coupled receptor activity; N-acetyltransferase activity.
CUGAUUUAUAGAAACACAAGGGGAGUAACCAGCAACCCUUUGUUAAAUCAGAGGCACAAUGGGUGUAGGAGCAGCGAUAUACACGUUGUUGGAGGUUUUCAUUGCUGUUUGCAGCUGUUUUGGUAAUAUGUUGGUGAUUUUGGCACUUUGGACUAGUAAGUGCAUAAAGCGGCCUACCUUCUGCCUGAUCGUGUCUCUGGCUGUGGCUGACUUCAUGGUGGGCUGCAUGGCAAUACCAGUGGCUGUGGUGGUGGACAGACGAGUGGAGACUUCAUUCUAUGGUUGUCUCUUCCUCAGCUGCGUGGUCAUCCUGUUCACAAUGGUAUCAGUUUUGUGUCUCGUUGCUAUUGCCGUGGAUCGAUUCUUCAGGGUGUACGCCCCUCUCAAUUCCUUGGAGACCAUGCAGCUGGUGAUCCGCCCGUUCCGUCCCUCAGACAAGGACAUGGUACGUACUCUGUUCAGCAUCGGCAUCAAAGAACACAUCGGCCCGUGCUUUAACAAUGCCAUGACCAGCCCUCUCCACCUCGCCGUCACCCUGGCUCUGUGUGUCAUCGGCUACCUCUUCGGCUCUGUGUUGGGGGCCGUGCUAUUAACUGUUGUCUGGGUGGGCCUCGUCUACUACUGCUGCCAUGAGCUUUAUGCAAGCUUUGUUGAGGAGAAACUCCGGACCGACAUGCAGGACAUCCCUGGGAAUUAUCAGAGCAGACCUGAUGACUGUUUCUGGGUGGCUGAGGCUGAGGUUGAUGGGAGGCCGCAAAUCCUGGGUAUCGUGGCUGUUUUGGCCAAACAAAGUGGGAAGGAAAGACACGGGGAACUCUUCAGAAUGAUUAUCUCUCAGUCGUGUAGACGGAUGGGCCUGGGCACCAGACUGACACAGACUGUGAUUGACUAUUGUAAAGAACGAGGUUUCUCCAAGGUGGAGCUGGAGACGAGUUCGACUCAGGCUGCAGCUGUGGCGCUGUAUGAGAAACUGGGGUUUACCCUGGUCCUCACACACACUCAAACAUAUUCUCCGGACUGGAUUGUACAACUGACAAGGGUUAGGAUUUUAAAAAUGGAAAAACUGCUGUAGUCCUGAGUUAUCCCUGAUCAGACCGGAAUGUUUCUUCAUCUGUCAUCAAUAAGACUUAGCUGAAACCAAAUUUUCUCACGUUGUCUCACAAAAACAAAACAAAGCCUCAUGUUGAGGUGGCCAUACAAGGACAUGCAUUGAAAUCAGGGAUGUAUGACAUAUUGAGCAUAUAGGUUAUAAUCUAGAUUAUGAUCAAGUGAAUAUUUGAUUAUCGCGAUAAUACACCAAUGGAAACUCAAUACUGAUAAAAACAACUGGUAUAAACUG